CUCCCGCCAUUUUUCAAUAAUUUCCUCCGGUGCAGCUGAGGAGGAGUCGUGACUGCCGAACGUGGGGACCCGUAGCGAAGGUUGGCCGGAGGCUUCGGGACGGCGCGGAAGUGUGUGAGAGAGUUCUGUGUCCGUGGGUCCCGUUCCAUGGCUCCAGCGCGGCGGCGCCAGCAGUGAGGGAGCCGAGUUCGCGCCGCCCUCUCACCCCUCCCCUCCCCCACCCCACCCCCGGGAGCCAGGCGCUCGCUCCGGGCCGCGGGGCCUAGUGUUGCGCCGCGGGUCCACCGAGGAGCCUCCGCCUUCCCCGCUGCCGCCGCCGCCGCCGCCGCCGCGAUGGCGCCGCUCCUGGGCCGCAAGCCCUUCCCCCUGGUGAAGCCGCUUCCCGGCGAAGAGCCGCUCUUCACGAUCGCGCACACUCAGGAGGCCUUCCGCACCCGGGAAGAGUAUGAAGCCCGCUUGGAAAGAUACAGUGAGCGCAUCUGGACGUGUAAAAGUACCGGGAGCAGUCAGCUCACACACAAGGAGGCCUGGGAGGAGGAACAGGAAGUUGCUGAACUUUUGAAGGAGGAGUUCCCCGCCUGGUAUGAGAAACUUGUCCUGGAAAUGGUUCACCAUAACACAGCCUCCUUAGAGAAGCUAGUGGAUACUGCUUGGUUGGAGAUCAUGACCAAAUACGCAGUGGGAGAAGAGUGUGACUUUGAGGUUGGGAAGGAGAAAAUGCUCAAAGUGAGGAUUGUUAAGAUUCAUCCUUUGGAGAAAGUAGAUGAAGAGGCCACUGAGAAGAAAUCUGAUGGCUCUUGUGACUCUCCCUCGAGCGACAAAGAGAAUUCUAGCCAAAUCGCUCAGGACCAUCAGAAGAAGGAGGCAAUUGGGAAAGAAGAGGAAGGAAGGAGGGAGAGUAUUAACGACAGAGCACGCAGAUCUCCACGAAAACUUCCUACUUCAUUAAAAAAAGGAGAGAGGAAAUGGGCUCCUCCAAAAUUUCUGCCUCACAAAUACGAUGUGAAGCUACAGAAUGAAGAUAAGAUCAUCAGUAAUGUGCCAGCAGACAGCUUGAUUCGUACAGAACGCCCACCAAAUAAGGAGAUACUUCGAUACUUUAUACGGCACAAUGCGUUACGGGCUGGUACUGGUGAAAAUGCACCUUGGGUGGUAGAAGAUGAAUUAGUGAAGAAAUAUUCCCUGCCUAGCAAGUUCAGUGACUUUCUGCUUGAUCCAUACAAGUAUAUGACUCUCAACCCAUCUACUAAGAGGAAGAAUACUGGAUCUCCAGACAGGAAGCCCUCAAAGAAAUCCAAAACAGAUAGCUCUUCUCUCAGUUCACCACUAAAUCCUAAGUUAUGGUGUCACGUACACCUGAAGAAAUCCUUGAAUGGCUCACCACUCAAAGUGAAGAACUCAAAGAAUUCCAAAUCUCCAGAGGAGCAUCUGGAGGAAGUGAUGAAGAUGAUGUCGCCCAACAAGCUACAUGCCAACUUUCACAUUCCUAAGAGAGGCCCACCUGGCAAGAAGUCGGGGAAGCACAGUGACAAACCUUUGAAAGCCAAGGGCAGAGGCAAAGGCAUCUUGAACGGACAGAAAUCCACAGGGAAUUCGAAAUCUCCCAAGAAGGGCCUGAAGACCCCUAAAACCAAAAUGAAACAGAUGACUUUGUUGGACAUGGCCAAAGGCACUCAGAAGAUGACUCGAGCCCCACGGAAUUCCGGGGGCACCCCCAGGUCCUCUAGCAAGCCUCAUAAACACCUGCCUCCCGCUGCCCUGCACCUCAUCGCCUACUACAAAGAAAACAAAGACAGGGAGGACAAGAAGAGCGCUCUGUCCUGCGUGAUCUCCAAGACAGCGCGUCUCCUCUCCAGCGAAGACAGAGCGCGCCUCCCGGAAGAACUGCGGGGUAUUGUUCAAAAACGCUUCGAGCUUCUAGAGCACAAAAAGAGGUGGGCUUCUAUGUCUGAAGAGCAGCGCAAAGAAUAUCUGAAAAAGAAACGAGAGGAGCUGAAAGAGAAGUUGAAGGAGAAAGCCAAGGAGCGGAGGGAGAAAGAAAUGCUCGAGAGACUAGAGAAACAGAAGCGGUACGAGGACCAAGAGUUAACUGGCAAAACCCUUCCAACAUUUAAAUUGGUAGAUACCCCCGAGGGGCUGCCCAACACACUCUUUGGGGACGUGGCCAUGGUGGUGGAGUUCUUGAGCUGUUACUCCGGGUUACUCCUACCAGAUGCCCAGUAUCCCAUCACUGCCGUGUCCCUCAUGGAAGCCUUGAGUGCAGAGAAGGGUGGCUUUUUAUACUUGAAUAGAGUGUUGGUCAUCCUCCUGCAGACCUUGUUACAAGACGAAAUAGCAGAAGACUAUGGUGAGCUGGGAAUGAAGCUGUCGGAAAUCCCUCUGACCCUGCAUUCUGUGUCAGAGCUGGUUCGGCUCUGCUUGCGCAAAUCUGACGUUCAGGAAGAUAGCGAGGGCUCAGACGCGGAUGACAAUAAAGACUCUGCGUCAUUCGAGGACAAUGAGGUCCAAGAUGAGUUCCUAGAAAAGCUGGAGACCUCUGAAUUUUUUGAACUCACAUCAGAAGAGAAACUGCAGAUCUUGACAGCCCUCUGCCACCGGAUUCUCAUGACAUAUUCCGUGCAGGAUCACAUGGAGACCAGGCAGCAGAUGUCUGCAGAGCUAUGGAAGGAGCGGCUUGCUGUGCUGAAGGAAGAGAAUGAUAAGAAGAGAGCAGAGAAGCAGAAGCGGAAAGAAAUGGAAGCCCGGAACAAAGAAAAUGGAAAAGAGGAGAAUGGGCUAGGCAAGGCUGACAGGAAAAAAGAAGUCGUGAAGUUUGAGCCCCAGGUAGAUACGGAAGCUGAAGACAUGAUCAGUGCUGUGAAGAGCAGACGACUGCUUGCCAUUCAGGCUAAGAAGGAGCGAGAGAUUCAGGAGAGAGAAAUGAAAGUGAAACUAGAACGCGAAGCUGAAGAAGAACGAAUACGAAAACACAAAGCAGCUGCUGAGAAGGCUUUCCAGGAAGGAAUUGCCAAGGCGAAACUAGUCAUGCGGAGGACUCCGAUUGGUACAGAUCGAAACCAUAACCGAUACUGGCUCUUCUCAGAUGAAGUUCCAGGUUUGUUCAUUGAGAAAGGUUGGGUCCAUGACAGCAUUGACUACCGAUUCAGCCAUCACCGGAAAGACCACGCAGACUCUCCUGAUGAGGACUACUGUCCCCGGAGUAAGAAAGCAAACCUAGGCAAAAAUGUAAGCAUGAACACACAGCACGGCCCAGCAACAGAAAUCGCUGUCGAGACCACUAUACCCAAACAAGGCCAGAAUCUAUGGUUUUUAUGUGAUAGUCAGAAGGAACUGGAUGAGUUGCUAAAUUGCCUUCACCCUCAGGGAAUAAGAGAAAGUCAGCUUAAAGAGAGACUAGAGAAGAGGUACCAGGACAUUAUUCAUUCUAUUCAUCUGGCCCGGAAGCCAAAUUUAGGUCUAAAAUCCUGCGAUGGCAACCAGGAGCUCUUAAACUUUCUUCGGAGUGAUCUCAUUGAAGUUGCAACAAGAUUACAGAAGGGAGGACUUGGUUAUGUGGAAGAAACCUCAGAAUUUGAAGCUCGGGUGAUCUCACUAGAGAAACUGAAGGAUUUUGGUGAAUGUGUGAUCGCCCUUCAAGCCAGUGUCAUAAAGAAGUUUCUCCAAGGCUUCAUGGCUCCCAAGCAGAAGAGAAGAAAACUCCAAAGCGAAGAUUCAGCCAAGACUGAAGAGGUGGAUGAAGAGAAAAAAAUGGCAGAGGAAGCAAAGGUCGCAUCUGCUCUGGAAAAAUGGAAGACAGCUAUCCGCGAGGCUCAGACUUUUUCCAGAAUGCAUGUUCUACUUGGGAUGCUUGAUGCCUGUAUCAAAUGGGAUAUGUCAGCUGAAAAUGCUCGAUGCAAAGUUUGUCGAAAGAAAGGUGAGGAUGACAAGCUGAUCUUAUGUGACGAGUGUAAUAAAGCCUUCCACCUGUUCUGUCUGAGGCCGGCCCUCUAUGAAGUACCAGAUGGUGAGUGGCAGUGCCCAGCUUGCCAGCCUGCUACUGCCAGGCGCAACUCCCGUGGCAGGAAUUACACUGAAGAGUCUGCCUCUGAGGAUAGCGAGGAUGACGAGAGCAGUGAAGAGGAAGAGGAGGAGGAGGAGGAGGAGGAAGAGGAUUAUGAGGUGGCUGGUUUGCGAUUGAGACCGCGCAAGACUGUCCGGGGCAAGCAGGGCGUCAUCCCCCCUACAGCACGGCCCGGCCGACGGCCAGGCAAGAAGCCGCAUCCCGUCAGGAGGGCUCGGCCGAAGGCUCCACCUGCAGAUGACACAGAGGUGGACGAGCUGGUACUUCAGACCAAACGGAGCUCCCGGAGGCAAAGCCUGGAACUGCAGAAGUGUGAAGAGAUCCUCCACAAGAUAGUGAAAUACCGCUUCAGCUGGCCCUUCAGGGAGCCCGUGACCAGAGAUGAGGCUGAGGACUACUAUGACAUCAUCACCCACCCCAUGGACUUCCAGACAAUGCAGAGCAAAUGUUCCUGUGGGGGCUACCGCUCUGUGCAGGAGUUUCUUGCUGACGUGAAGCAAGUGUUUACCAAUGCUGAGCUUUACAACUGCCGGGGCAGCCACGUGCUGAGCUGCAUGGUGAAGACGGAACAGUGUCUGGUGGCUCUGUUGCAUAAACACCUUCCUGGCCACCCAUAUGUCCGUAGGAAACGCAAGAAGUUUCCCGACCGGCUUGCUGAAGAUGAGGGGGACAGUGAGCCAGAGCCCGUUGGACAGUCCAGGGGACGAAGACAGAAGAAGUAGAGAGGCAGGGCCCUGGUAAGGGAGCUGAGGUCGGGGGGGGACUUGAGGGA
Budorcas taxicolor (takin) is the source of this 4832-nucleotide messenger RNA. It is a transcript of the gene BAZ1B, whose product is annotated as bromodomain adjacent to zinc finger domain 1B. NCBI's taxonomy places the organism in Eukaryota, Metazoa, Chordata, Mammalia, Artiodactyla, Bovidae. Gene Ontology annotation, biological process: chromatin remodeling. The coding region runs from base 334 to 4782 and encodes 1482 amino acids. The transcript has 19 exons. Gene Ontology annotation, cellular component: WICH complex. The record is from RefSeq and is a predicted model, not a curated record. Gene Ontology annotation, molecular function: protein binding; histone H2AXY142 kinase activity.